This is a messenger RNA of Didymodactylos carnosus, 819 nucleotides long. Lineage: Eukaryota; Metazoa; Rotifera; Eurotatoria; Philodinida; Philodinidae. The record is from the annotation of a GenBank genome assembly.
AUGUUUAACCCGGGAGACGGGAGAGAGGUUAAAAAUGAUUUUUAUACAAAUGCCAAUCUUGAUAAAGAAAAUGUUAUUCAAUUAUUAAAAACCAUAAAAUCAAUAUUACCGCAACCUAAUCUAAUGCCAACAACAUGGAAAGGUAUAUUGAAAGUAUUAGGUGAAUGGAAUGCAACAUAUAAAAUGAUUUUAUAUCCAUACAAUGGUAAUGAUUAUACAGCACGUACACAUGAUGGAUAUGUAAAAGCUGCUCAGGAAGCUGUUAAACAAUCAAGUGGUGGUCGAGAAGUUGCUGUUGAUGGUAUUAAAGGUUUAUCAGCUUUAUUAGAAAUAUUUUCCUAUCCAUCACAAAUUGUGUUUGAUUACAUGCACUUAGUAUAUAUUGAUGAUGAAUUAAAGCAAAUACGUUUACCACAUAAUAUGAAAGUUAAUUAUCUUGAUUCAGUUACUGCUGUAGAUCAAUGGAAAGCAAAAAAUUCAAGAUUAUUCGUAUUAUAUGUUGGUGUUUCAAUUUGUGUUAGUCAUUUACCACUAUUAUAUGCUUCUCAUUUUGUUAUUUACUCAAUAGCCAUUAAAUUAUUACAUGCACCAGCAACGGAUGAUGAAAUAGAUCUUGCCAAUCAAUUGAUCCAUUAUUAUUGUAAAACAGCACCAUUACUAUCCGUACCAAAUGGUCGUGCAGUCGGUUGCUUUUUGAAUAACUCCUCGCGGGAGAUAGAUAAUGAAGUGCGGUUUUCAGCAUUAGAAAGAAGACAUUUGAAGACAUCUUUUCAUAAGCGGAAUCGAGUUUUCAAAAAAUUUCUCAAGUCGGUUUUCUAA